This is a messenger RNA of Bufo gargarizans (Asiatic toad), 3762 nucleotides long. RefSeq names its product autophagy related 9A (gene ATG9A). Bases 374 to 2854 code for a protein of 826 amino acids. Gene Ontology annotation, cellular component: phagophore assembly site; autophagosome. The record is from RefSeq and is a predicted model, not a curated record. Lineage: Eukaryota; Metazoa; Chordata; Amphibia; Anura; Bufonidae. The transcript is spliced from 17 exons. Gene Ontology annotation, biological process: protein localization to phagophore assembly site; autophagy of mitochondrion.
AUUUCGAGUGACAGGCUGGGCCAGACGGCUGUGCCAUAGAAGCGGCCAGGGAGCUGGGGCGAGAGCCCACCUAACAGUUUCAGUUUCCCUGCGUGCAGCCCUGAUGUCUCAUCAGCCGUGAGCGAGGAGAAAAGACACAAGUAAGGACCCCGGGGGCCACACAGAGGAUGUCUGCAGAUAUCCCAUCCAAAGGUGGAUGUUGCGAUGUAGAGAUAUGGAGAUGUAAAUCACUUAUUCUGUGAAGAUUUAUCACAUUAUUGUAUCCAAAGAAAAUGUUAAUAGAAAAAUUAACAAUUGUGUGGAGCCUAGAACCAGUGUCUUCAGCUCGUCCUCCGUUUUAAAGGUUGAUAUCUUCAUGUAAGACUGGGGAGAAAUGGCGGUAUUCGACACCCCCUACCAGAGGCUGGAGGUCUCGUACACAGACUCGCCUAUGGGGGAGGAUGACCUCUUGGUGCAUGUGCCAGAGGGGAGUAAAUCUCCAUGGAAUCACAUUGAGAACCUUGAUCUCUUCUUCUCCAGAGUAUACAACCUGCACCAGAAGAAUGGAUUCAUGUGCAUGCUGAUCGGAGAGAUGUUCGAGUUGUUGCAGUUCAUCUUCGUUGUCAGUUUCACCACCUUCCUGGUGAGUUGCGUGGAUUAUGACAUCCUUUUUGCAAACAAGAUGGUGAAUCACAGUCAGAGCGAAAACAACAAAGUGACGCUGCCAGAUGCCUUCCUGCCCCCUGGAGUCUGCAGGGACCGAAUUCAGGAGAACUUGUUCCUCAUGGUCCUCCUGGUCAUCGCUGGUGUCUUCUGGAUCCACAGACUCAUCAAGUUUAUCUAUAAUGUCUGCUGCUACUGGGAGAUCUACAACUUUUACAUCCAAGCACUGCGUAUCCCUAUGGCAGAUCUCCCUUAUUACACCUGGGAAGAAAUCCAGAGCAGAAUCGUUCAGAUCCAGAAAGAGCACCAGAUCUGCAUCCACAAGAAGGAGUUGUCAGAACUGGACGUGUCUCAUAGAAUUUUGCGCUUUAAGAACUACAUGGUCGCCAUGGUCAACAAGAACCUUCUGCCGCUCCAGCACCGGCUCCCUCUGCUGGGCGAUACAGUCUUCUACACCCGUGGCCUCAAGUACAACUUUCAGCUCAUUUUCUUCUGGGGUCCCGGAUGCCUCUUCCAGAAUGAGUGGAGUUUAAAGCCCGAGUACAAGCGAGCAGGAGUGCGCCUGGAGCUAGCGGAGAAGCUGUCUCAGCGCAUUCUCUGGAUAGGGCUCGCCAACUUGGUGCUUUGUCCGCUUGUCCUCGUCUGGCAGAUCCUCUAUGCCUUCUUCAGCUACACAGAAGUUUUGCGCCGAGAACCUGGGAGCCUUGGGGCAAGAUGCUGGUCCCUGUAUGGACGCUGCUAUCUGCGGCACUUCAAUGAGCUGGAUCAUCAGCUGCAGGCGAGGCUGAGCCGAGCGUACAAGCCAGCCAGCAAAUACAUGAACUGCUUCCUCUCCCCGCUCCUGGCGGUGGCUGCUAAACACUUGGGGUUCCUGGCGGGUUCCAUCCUUGCGGUGCUUAUAGCACUUACCGUCUAUGAUGAAGACGUGCUGGCGGUAGAACACGUGCUGAGCGCUGUUACACUACUGGGAGUGGUGGUGACUGUCUGCAGGUCGUUCAUCCCAGACCAGCACUUGGUUUUCUGUCCGGAGCAGCUUCUUAGGGUCAUCCUGGCUCAUAUUCACUACAUGCCCGACCACUGGCAGCGCAGCGCCCACCGAGCCGAGACUCGAGGAGAAUUUGCAAAACUUUUCCAGUACAAAGUGGUCUUCAUUCUGGAGGAGCUCCUGAGUCCACUGCUGACGCCCCUGGUACUAAUAUUCCGGCUGCGUCCAAAGUCUUUGGAGAUCAUUGACUUUUUCCGAAACUUCACAGUUGAAGUGGUGGGAGUCGGGGACACCUGUUCUUUUGCGCAAAUGGACGUCCGUCAGCACGGCAAUCCUGCGUGGAUGUCUGCCGGCAAGACCGAAGCUUCAGUUUACCAGCAGGCAGAGGAUGGAAAGACUGAACUGUCACUUAUGCACUUCGCCAUCACCAAUCCCCGCUGGCAGCCUCCCCGAGAAUGUUCCGCGUUCCUGACGCAUCUGCGAGAACGAGUCCAGAAAGAUAGCGGCGUAUCGACACCGAAAAACCCCCCUGGACCAGGACAUCACCUGCACUUCUCCGGGUUAUCAAUGCAGUCCGACUCCGAGCCGCACAGUCUGAUGGCGAACAUGUUCCACGUGAUGUCCCCUUCAGCAAUGCCUCCGCAGACGGAUGUUCUCUGUUCUCCACACGUCUCUGCUGUGUCAGAGGUGGCAUCGGCUCUGCGUUCCCUUUCACCGCAGCAGUCCGGUCACGUGGCUCAAAACCAGAGCGGCCUUGAGUUUAGAAACAGCAGCUUUGGGAGCAGUUUGUGGGAGGGCCCUAUGACCAGCGGGCCCCUGUCCGAAUACGCCUCCAUGGAGAUGAGCCUGCACGCAUUGUACAUGCAUGAAUUACAUCAGCAGCACACUCGGAUGAUGCCGGGCCGGCACAUAUGGCACAGGCAGGAGAGCGAUGAGAGUGGAGAGAGUGUGUCAGGGGAUGGACUUAUUAACACUACAUCCAACAUACCCACCUCUGCCAGCUGCCCGUCACCCACUACUCUGCUCAGAGAGGAUAGGAUGCCGCCAUUCAGUGCACACAGGUUCAGUGCCAGCACAGACUUUGGAUCAGUUCAGAGACCCGCAUCUAACUUAGCCCGGCAGCCCAUGGGUGGAUGGAGCGAAGACACUCAAAGUGCCCAUCACCCAGAAACUGUGCCAGAGGAAGGGUCUGAAGAUGAGCUACCACCUCAGACUCAUAAGGUGUAAAAUAUCUUCUUCACAACCUCAAGAAGUGACCUGUAGACUUCUCCCGCCCUUGGAAAUUCUUGGGAGAGUGAAUGUGCCCAUAGUCCACGUGUACGUGAGUCUGGCUCUGUAUCCCUUCAGUGUCUGUAUACCUCUGUAUAUAUGAAUCUUAUGGUCUCACCUGUGCGCUUGAGAAUAUACUGGACUGGAUUUGCACUGGACGAUCAGAUUCUGCGAGCGUCGCUGUUAUCACGGAGAAACGUUGCACAAGUGAUCCUUCCCGAUUCUUCAUUGUAUACUUCUCUUCUGUAUCUGACCUCAUCCGACAUAAAGGGAAUAUACUAAAACCCUGCACUGGAGAAGCCUUCUUCUACCGUCUUCUGUAUGAAAAGACUUUAAGGGAGGUUUAUACUUUUGCAACCUCGUUUAUUGCUCCAAUUAAUUUUAAAAAAGACGAUCAAGCCACUUUGCAAAGAGUACUAUUUUGUAUUUCAGCUCCUCUGCAGACCUAUGCGUCUUUACAGUUUAAAAUGUAUUGUGUUACUGCCCUCCCCAAUCUUGUGAACCUGCUGUCGCAGAGUAACACAUAACUGCGAGAUCAGACUACACACAGGGUUUGUUUGUAGUCUGUAACCAUGGAGACACACAGGUCUGUAUAGCUGGUGUAUACACAAAGAAAACACAAGUAUUUACAAAGUUGCUUCUUCUUUUAUUUUAGAGACUUGGAGCAAUAAAAUAAUUGGUUGCAGAGAAAUAAACGCCGGCUGAUUUAAAUAUAUAAGACUGGAUCUUUGGGUUUACAUAGGUUCAUUGUUCUAAGUCUAUAGGGAACCACUAACUCCAUCUGCAAUGUUUUGUAUAGAAAUGUAUAUUGCAUCUUUUGUACCAUUGUAUAAUAUGAAUUAAAAUGAAUUCUCUGUAACGUGGAA